Messenger RNA from Daldinia caldariorum, 1263 nucleotides. RefSeq lists its product as uncharacterized. Lineage: Eukaryota; Fungi; Ascomycota; Sordariomycetes; Xylariales; Hypoxylaceae. The transcript has a single exon. The record is from RefSeq and is a predicted model, not a curated record. Bases 244 to 1029 code for a protein of 261 amino acids.
GGUAAGGAGUCGUCUAUUUAGUACAACAUCUAAGUUUCUUUCUAUAUACUUUACAUUUAACAUUCUCGAUUAUAGCUAUCGCCACUGAUAUGACGUGGCAGCAUUAUCAAACUUCAGCUAACACGGAACUCCAUAGGCAAUUACGAAGCAGAUGAGGAGGGAAUAAAACCCAGGCCAUCUUCUCCUAAUGCAGGACGUUUUCCUGUUCGAAUCAAACGUCCCGAUUCAACAGUUAGCGAAAAAAUGGCAGAGCCAAGAGUCAGUCAAAUGAGCCUCUCGAUGAUGACAAGCGACCAGGAGCUUUCGGAUUGGGAAGCUUAUGACCUCUACAACUCAACAUGGGUGCCCGAGAUCACGAAAGUUCCCGUGCACUGGAUCGACCACAUUUUAGAGACAUCCAUAACUGCGCGAGAUCAAGUGCUCCAACCACGCAAGUCAAGUUCUGAUGACAAGACUAAGGAAAGGCUUCGCAAAGAAACUGCGGUAUAUGUUUUUGUCCCCGACAAGAACGACAACAACAAGCCGUGGCCGAGAAAGCGCUAUCUCGACCUCGAGACCGCCCUCAGAGAUCUGUGCGCCCGGUUCAAGCCGCACUACUCCAGCGUUGCAGCGUUCACUCCCGAGACUCGCAAAAUCCAACUCUUCCCGCCAACGUUCGGUAUGCCAGAGAACAGAUGUCUUAUCCCGGGGACCAUCUUCUUUGAUAUACAGGACGCGGUGGACAACUGGUACGCCAAGUCGCCAAUGGAAGCACCGUGCGGAGAAGAGAACGGAACAGAGGCGGCAACGGCUACUACGGAGGACCUCAGCUCGCUCAACCAGCCGGAGAUAGACCUGAUGAACGGAUAUGGAGAAAUCCUCUCAUAUGACUCGGACAGCAUGGACGUGGCAUUAUCCAUUAGCGAUUGUGACCUACCGGAACCCAAGAUGCCGGGUUUCGCCGCGUCCAAGCUAGGAAGCUCGGAAGAGUCGUUGAUGACGGACGAUUACGAUAUGGAUAUAGCAUCGAGGUUGGGAUUUAUCCCCUAAGCGGACAUUCGCCGAGUUCGACCAGGCGCACUUUGUGCGAUGGGAUAUUGUUUACACGUCUUAGCCCCCCUUAAUUCCCCUUUUUUUUUUGGAGGAGUCUUAAUGUAUGGAAUAGGUUAAAUCAGACACUCGCUUAUUACUACUGCUAAUGAAAAAUGACAUGAGUUGUUUUAUGCAGAUUAAAAUAGGUCGGGAUAUUACAGAAUGGAAAAAAAAUUGUCUGGCCAAAUUUCU